This is a messenger RNA of Geosmithia morbida, 513 nucleotides long. RefSeq lists its product as uncharacterized. The transcript has 3 exons. The record is from RefSeq and is a predicted model, not a curated record. The coding region runs from base 1 to 513 and encodes 170 amino acids. NCBI's taxonomy places the organism in Eukaryota, Fungi, Ascomycota, Sordariomycetes, Hypocreales, Bionectriaceae.
AUGGUGUCUCCACCCUUGACCCCGACCUCCGUGAGGUCCCGUCGACGACUACGGGACCACGACACCGGCUUCCCCGAAACUCUAGGAGGAUGCCUCACAACAAACCUCCCUCAUCCCGACGCCGACCUCUCCCCCAACGCUUGCAUCACGUGCGACACCAUCGGAUCCGAGCAGGCCGACAUCCGCCGCCAGCAGUCCAUGCUAUCCAAGCACCGCCGCACCGUCAGCCAGGGCUCGACGAACACGCAGACCUCGGCGGCAAGCCAGCAGCUCGUCCACGGCGUCCUUCCUCUCAUCUCCGGCAUGAUCCCCAGUGCCGCCUGCCCGCCCGCCAGCGACGAGACCGUCAACUCCUCCGAGGGCCGGACCAGUGCGGGAGACGGUGGCUUCAGCCUCAGUGUCCCUUCCUCGGGAUACAACAACGACGGACGCCCCAUGACUUCUGGCUCGAUCAUGUCCGACACUUCCAAGACCAGCAAGGGAGAGAAGGAAGAUGCCGAAGCUACAGCCUAG